AUGUUCGUUACCGUCACAUUGUUGGUGACGGCCCUUACGUUCGUGUACGUGUAUCUCGCUUGGUACAGGAACUACUGGACUAAGCGGAACGUUCCGGGACCAUAUCCGCGACUAUUGCUCGGCAACUUUCCCAGCUUCAUACUGCGCAAUCGACCGUUCGUGGAAGACUUUCAAGAUAUAUACGACGAAUUUCGGUCAAAGGCCAAUGUGGCUGGAGUGUUCAACAGCCGGCAACCGGCGUUGCUGGUGAUGAAACCCGAGCUCAUCAAGGAUGUUCUCAUCAAGAACUUUAAGAACUUCCAGGACAACGAGUUUGCCGAUUCGAUCAGCAAGGAAAGUGAUCCCAUCUUUGGACGUAAUCCGUUCAUGCUUAAGGGCGAAGAGUGGAAAGAGAAGCGUGCCGAAGUUACACCGGCAUUCACUACGUCACGGAUGAAAGCUCUCUUCCCGUUCGUGGAGGACGUUUCGAACCGCAUGAAGCAGUACAUCACGCAGCACAACACCCAGGGACCGAUCGAGACGCGUGAACUGUGCGCCAAGUAUACGACCGAUGUCGUCUCUAGCUGCAUAUUCGCAGCCGAUGCUCAAUCGUUCACCAAGGAGAAGGCUGAAAUACGCGAAAUGGGCCGGAAGUUGCUGGAGCCAAACUUCCAAAUACUGCUCAUGUUUCUGCUGAUCGGUAUAGUGCCGGCGCUUAAAAAGCUCAUCAAGAUCUCGUUCGUGCCGAAAGACAUUGAGCAGUUCUUUACCAAUCUGAUGGAAAAUGCGGUAGCCUACCGGGAGAAGAACAACGAGAAGCGUGUCGACUAUCUCGAUCAUCUGAUAAGUUUGCGAUCGAAGAAGCAGCUCAGCACGCUCGAUAUGGCCGCCCAUGGUGUGACGUUCUUUAUCGAUGGUUUCGAAACGUCCAGCCUGGCGAUGUGCUUCACUUUGUACGAGUUGGCCAGAAAUCCGGACUGUCAAUCAACGCUACGAGCGGAACUGAUGAACGCACGCAACGAGGACGGUACGAUCGAUUACGAUUCCCUGCUUGAAUUGCCCUACCUCGAUCAGGUGUUGUACGAGGCCCUUCGCAUUUGGCCACCGGCUGCCUUCCUGUCGAAGGUUUGCACCAUCCCGACUGAGCUGGAAGUAUCCGAAGGUAAGACGGUACUCGUGGAACGCGGAAUACCGGUCAUGUUACCGGUUUGGGCUGUCCAUCGCGAUGCGGAAUACUUCGAGGAACCGAAACGCUUUAAUCCGGACCGUUUUGCACCGUCCAACGGUGGCACCAAGGUGUACCGUGAGAAGGGAUGCUUUCUACCGUUCGGGGAUGGACCGAGACAGUGUCUCGGUAUGCGUUUCGCAUUGAUGCAGGUCAAGCGGGGCCUGUUUGAGGUUAUCACCAAGUACGAAAUUUCGAUCAACUCCAAAACGAAGCAACCGCUCCAGCUGGACCCGAAAACGUUCAUCAUUUGUCCGGUGGGCGCCGGUGUGGCCUUCGUCGCACUGGUGUAUCUGUUCCUGACGUGGGAGUUUGGAUUUUGGGAAAAGUACAACGUCAAGGGACCGAAACCAAAACUGCUCUACGGCAACAUACCGUAUCUUUUAACCAAGAAGCGGCACUUCGUGUACAAUCAUGAUCAAAUUUACAAUGACUUCAAAAACGAACCAGUGGUUGGGUACUACAGUAUCAGAACGCCCCAGCUGAUGGUAAAAGAUCCGGAGCUAAUAAAAGAAGUCCUAAGCAAGGGCUUCAACAAUUUUGCUGCCAAUGAUUUCUCCGAUACCGUGGACGAAAAGUCUGACCCUCUAUUGGCGCGCAAUCCGUUCAGCUUAAGUGGUGAAAAAUGGAAAACACGGCGGGCCGAAAUUACGCCUGGUUUCACCAAUAACCGGAUUAAAGCGAUGGCACAUUUAAUGGACGAGGUGUGCGAGCGCAUGAUUCGACACGUGAACAAGCAGGCCGAAUCUAACAGUGGAAUAGCAUCGCUGGAUGCCAAAGAGCUCAUGGCAAAGUACACCACGGAUGUUGUUGCCAGCUGCAUCUUCGGCAUAGACGCGCAAUCAUUCACGAAGGAAAAUCCGGAAAUUCGCCUCAUGGGCAAAAGGAUCAUGAACUUUAACUUUGUCGUUCAGAUCGCAUUGCUCGUGACAACCUUCUGCCCGUCGGUGAAGCGUUUCUACAAGUUCACGUUCGUUCCGAAAGACGCAGAACAAUUUUUCAUCCGCAUCAUGCAAGACGCAAUCCGCUACCGCAAGGAGAACAAAAUUAAUCGAACCGACUUUCUAGACCAUCUGCUGCAGCUGCAGGAUCGCAAACAGGUGACGGACGUUGAUAUCGCUGGCCAUGGUGUGUCGUUCUUUGCCGAUGGGUUUGAAACGUCUAGCAUUGUGCUCACCUACUGUCUGUACGAUCUUGCCAAACAUUCGACCAUCCAACGGGAACUGCGCGAUGACAUCCGGAAGGCGAAGGAAAGUGGUGGUGGUAGCAUUUCGUACGAGCAACUAGCGGAAAUGCCUCUGCUCGAACAGAUUAUCUGCGAAACGAUGCGCAUACAUCCGCUGAUGUCCGUCAUGUCCAAACGGUGCACUGCCGAUACGACGCUGGUGGGACCGAAGGAUCGUAAAAUUUUCGUCAAAAAGGGAACCACAGUCGUGCUGCCGUACUAUUCGAUAUGUUUCGAUCCGGAACAUUAUCCAGACCCGCAAAAGUACGACCCGAAUCGUUUUUCACCGGAAAAUGGAGGUAGCAAGCUGUACCGUGAUCGAGGCGUUUACUUUCCCUUCGGUGAUGGGCCACGUAUGUGCUUGGGGAUGCGGUUUGCUUUAAUACAGGUAAAACGAGCGAUCGUAGAGAUUGUGGAGCUCUUUUCCCUCUCUGUCAGUAGCAAAACGAUCGAACCGUUUGAAAUGGAUCCGGAUAUGUUCAUGCUUAUGCCGAAAGGUGGUAUAUGGCUGGAUUUUAAACCUAUCGCAUAAGUUGAGACACUUUUCG
Molecule: messenger RNA, 2977 nt
Organism: Anopheles maculipalpis
Lineage: Eukaryota; Metazoa; Arthropoda; Insecta; Diptera; Culicidae
Product: probable cytochrome P450 28a5
Exons: 9
Coding region: 1-2961 (986 amino acids)
Molecular function (GO): iron ion binding; monooxygenase activity; oxidoreductase activity, acting on paired donors, with incorporation or reduction of molecular oxygen
Source: RefSeq, a predicted model, not a curated record